Syngnathoides biaculeatus (alligator pipefish) is the source of this 2321-nucleotide messenger RNA. RefSeq names its product GPRIN family member 3b (gene gprin3b). Gene Ontology annotation, biological process: neuron projection development. The record is from RefSeq and is a predicted model, not a curated record. The transcript is spliced from 2 exons. Lineage: Eukaryota; Metazoa; Chordata; Actinopteri; Syngnathiformes; Syngnathidae. Gene Ontology annotation, cellular component: plasma membrane. The coding region runs from base 168 to 1907 and encodes 579 amino acids.
GGCGUGGCUCAUGUCACCCAGUGUGCGUUUCUCGGCGUUCGUGCGAGGGCUUUUUCGAGCCUCCUCAUCGCCGGCCGACACGGAUGCCCCAACCGCAGCCGCCGCCGUCAAGGACAGUACACAUUUGGAUUACACCAGCUAUUCAAGCGUGAACGUGGCCGUCCAGCAUGGGAUCCAACCCAAAAAGGACAGUGACCGUCCAGAUGGUGCCUCAGCUGGCUGCGGCAGACUCGCUCGCCAGUAAGGAGUCAAAUACCCACCGGACCACGGAGGCGAACAUGAAACUAUCCCAGGCUUCUCUCACAUCGCCCGGCUGCAAUCAGGAUCAAACUGCUUCGGUCGUGCCUGUUAGUACCCUUGAGAAGACUGUUGACACGAUAGGUAAAGGUGCAGGUGAAGCGGGAGAGCUAAGGGAUGCUAAUGCUAACAUUAGCAACAUGUUAAGCCUGGCUGAUGACAAAGUUUGUAAGAGUCCUGGUUGCCACGUGAGAACGCCCAAGGCCGAGGCUACUGUCUUAACCGCGGCACUGAAUAACUCACCCAACCCCAACAGUACUCGUGAUUCGACACACCUAGCGCCUGAACCAGGUACAGUGACAGAAGCGGGGAGCAUCUCUGGUCACAAAAACAAGAAGAUCUCGAAUCCAAAGGAUCCCAGUCACAAACAAAGGGUCUCCGUUUCUCUUCAAGAGCCAACCGAGCUCAAGAAAAGCACGGAAACUACACCCGUACGAAACUCGACUUUGACUUCGUCCAACAGCCAGGACAUCAAAGAAGUAUCCGUAGACAAAGUAUCCAUAGACAAAGUAUCUAUAGAUAAAGUAGCUAUCGCCAAAUUAUCUAUGGACAAAGUACCUGUAGACAAACACAAGACAGUACCCCUGCAGAAGGACCCUCUUUAUUUGCCUCAGGUGACACAACAAGUUCAAGAUCAGGAUGCUCAGACCGAGCCUCGCUGUAAGCUCUACAGAGAGGCUUCUACGAUGACCUCCCCUCGACUGCCUUCCACCACGGUCGAGCGGGGCCGCGACGCCGAGGUCCAGGCGGUAGCCGGUACUAGCUGCAAAGCCGUGUCCACCAGCCUGAGCCUGCUGCCCUUCAGACCCAACGUCGCCGCCCUCGAAGAUGCGCAGAGCCUCACUGUCAUCUACCAGGCCGAUGGGAGUUUAGGCUUCCGGCAGAUUGGACCAUCAACAAAUGUGCAGUCACCGUCCACCACAGAGAGGCUUAUUGUUGAGGCGGAAAUGUGCCCCGCUGCAGUGGUCGACUCGAAAAUGGGGACCAAACCUAAAGAAAGCCUCUCACCUCUCAGCAGUAUCCAACCGGUGUAUCAGAUCAACAUUCAACAUGGCAAUCGCAAGGAACCGGAGAACAGAAGCAUAGUGGCAAUACCUGCCACCAAAUCAGGAGAAUCCCAAAACAAGGACAUCCUUGCCAGGCCCAGAUUUGCAGAUAAGGCUGUUACAACCCAGACCAAACCAUCCACAACCACAAAAACUUCAUCCAAGUCUGAGGAACCAAACGUUACAAAAGACUUCGAAACUGAGGCCGACAAUGGCAACCAGCAGACGGCAGUGGUGGAGAGCGAUGAUGAGAAUAACACUCGGAAGAGCGUCCACGACGUGGUCUGGGACGAACAGGGCAUGACCUGGGAAGUCUACGGCGCAUCCGUGGACCCUGAGUCUCUGGGCUUCGCCAUCCAGAGCCACCUGCAGUGCAAGAUCAAGGAGCAGGAGAGGAAACUGAUCGCCCAGACCUCUUUCCGCAAGUCCAUCACGGGCCCGGACUCGCCAAGAGCCGGUAAGAAGAGUAAGCGGCGGCAGCACAAUCCGUUUCGGUCCAUGCUGCGUAACGUGCGCCGCCCAAAAUGCUGCGCGCGCCCACCUCCCUCUGCUGUCCUCGAUUAGAGGUUGGGCCAAUGUUAAACUCUCCAAACCCCCACCGACAGCCCCCCGCCCUAAAGUUGAAGGUGGUCGCUGUAGCGAUGCCACGUGAUGGGACGCCUCUUCCCGUGAGUAUCUCAGAAUGUUGUAGAGUAGACUAUUUGGGACGUUUGUGAUCAAAGGAAGUGAAAAGGUAUACAAAUGAACAAUAAUUUUUAUAUAAAUUGAUAUUUAAAACUAAAAAAUGAGAGAAUAUGUCUAUAAAGUAAUCAAAGGCAAUAAUAGAGAAAAGCAUGUGUAUUAGUUGGUUAUUUGAGAAUGAAGAACUUCGCGUAAAAAAAAAUAGAAUUGUUGCGGUCGCAGGCGGGUGUGAGUUACUGUCAAAGUCCUCGUGCAAUUAUACAAUACCGAUAUUUCAUUACUGCUAUUUUUAAGGUG